Messenger RNA from Brassicogethes aeneus, 957 nucleotides. NCBI's taxonomy places the organism in Eukaryota, Metazoa, Arthropoda, Insecta, Coleoptera, Nitidulidae. The record is from the annotation of a GenBank genome assembly.
AUGAAGGCCGACGACCAAACCAUCCUGAGUUUGCAUACGCGUGUCAUCACGCAUAAUCCUCGGAUCACGGUGACGCACGACGACAGCCUGAAAACGUGGCAACUGCGCAUCAGGCAGCUAAAGGAGUCCGAUCGCGGCUGCUACAUGUGCCAAAUUAACACAGGGGAGAUGAAAAAACAAUUGGGAUGCGUGGACGUGCAAGUGCCUCCAGACAUCGAGGACGAGGGUACGUCGAGCGACGUGACGGUGACAGAGAAGGAGAACGUCACGCUCAGCUGCAGCGCGAAGGGACAUCCGGAACCGAGGAUCCUCUGGCGCAGGGAGGACGGAAACCACAUACACGUCCAAGUUUCCAAGCACGAGGUUCAAAAAGUUGACACAUUUAGUGGCCCAGUUCUAAAGUUGGUACGAGUGGAGAGAAAACAAAUGGGUGCUUAUCUCUGCAUAGCCAGUAAUGAUGUGCCUCCAGCAGUCAGCAAAAGGGUUACACUUAACAUUAAUUUCAGUCCCAAGGUGCAUGUUCAGAAGUCGCUGGUCGGAGCCCCUCAGCACGCCACUGCGAAGCUCAAGUGCGACGCCGAAGCCUUCCCGAACUCGAACAACUACUGGGUGAGGGAGAACGAAGUUGUCCUAAACGGAAAUAAAACUAACUACAACCACAACGACUACAACAACCACGACGACGACCACCACUACUACCACUACGACAGAGUCAAAUUUAAUUUUAGGUUCCCGCCGUGUGGAUCCAUCCUUGUCACCAAAUUAAUUCCGGCAAUUUGUCCUGUUCUAGACGAAAGGGUGAUCGAGGACGACCCGUCCGAAAACUGGCUGUUCCCGAGCGUCGCCCCAGCGCCGCUAGAGUUGGAGACGCUCUCAGGGGCGCCGCCUGUCCGCACUGCCUCGCUAAUUUUUCAUUUAGCGAUGAUUAUGCUACCGCCGCUGCUUAUCCUCAGGUGA